Molecule: messenger RNA, 435 nt
Organism: Plasmopara halstedii
Lineage: Eukaryota; Oomycota; Peronosporomycetes; Peronosporales; Peronosporaceae
Product: Predicted coiled-coil protein
Exons: 1
Coding region: 1-435 (144 amino acids)
Cellular component (GO): nucleolus
Source: RefSeq, a predicted model, not a curated record
AUGACAACCACCCGCUCAUCGAAGCCCGGCAGCGUGAACGUGAAGGCCUCGGAGCCACCCCGCGGCCGCCCCGUAAGUGGACGAGUGUGGAAGAAAGUUCAGAAGACUCGAUUUUCGACCCAGAGUCUCAAAGGAAGUAAGGUUUUAAGCACCACAUGGGAGGAGAAGAUGCUCCAACGCUCUAAGUUAAAAAAUCUCAAGGAAUUGCAGACUGAGAUUAAGAUGCGUCGACAAGCUGAAAAAGAUGCUAAGCGUCAGGCACGUGAAGAGAAGGAAAAGCGACGGAAGGAGAACGAGCUGAAGUCAGCUGCUGUACAAGUAAUAUCACGGACGCACAGACUCAAGACCAUGAGCAAGAAACAAUUGCGGAAUAUAAAGAAGACUAUUGUUAACAAGCAUGGCGUAGUUGAGUACGUGCCUGUGUACUCCAAGUAG